AUGUUCCGAAUUGCUGCGUCACCAUUGUGGACCUGCAAAAAAUGCCUCUACAGACAAUUUCAGGUUCGAAGAACUCUUACCCAUCACAAAUCACACCAGAAAUAUGAGAAUAGUGGCCAAGUAUUACUGCCCGUCAGCCACUCAGCUCCAGGAAUUAAAAAUGACGAGGUAAUUUUGCGGCAGAUGUUUGAUUCCCCCAGAUUUUGGGAGGAGUACUCGCAAUGUUCAAAAUCCGGACUCAAUUACGGUCUCUUUCAAAACAGAUAUCUUACCAAACCAGAGGGCUUUAUAGAAUUUGCCAGGACAAGCUUGGAAAGAGCCCAGAGACUAGUCGUCAAAGUAUUGGCAGCAGCCUCUGAAAAAGAAUACCGUCAUGUGGUUGUUGAUCUAGACAGACUGAGUGAUCUUCUCUGCCGUGUCAUAGAUCUUUCGGAUUUUGUACGCUCGACACAUCCCGAUUUCAAAAUGCGAGACGCGGCUACGCAGGCCUAUUUGGAUUUAUACGAGUACAUGAAUGUUCUAAAUACUACCACUGGCCUAGCCAGACAGCUCGACAUCGCCAUAGAUAAAGCAUCGUCGCUGGGUUGCCGUGACGAAGAAGAGAUUGUGGUGGCUAAAAUAUUGAAGAGAGACUUUGAAAAGUCGGCGAUUGAUCUGCCACAUACCCAGCAAAAACGCUUUGUCUCUCUCUCCCAGGAAAUCAGCAAAAAUGGGCAGCAAUUUGUUGAUGAUAUGGCUCCCAAAAACAAAUUUUUAAAAUUCUCUAGUAGCAGGUUACGAGGUAUGGAUCCAAUGCUCGUUAGCCGACUUACGAUGUGGGGCCAGACUACGCUGCCCUCUGUUGGACCUUCGGCCAGUGCCGCACUACAGACAGUGCACGAUGAAAAUGUCAGAAAAGAAAUCUAUAUAUCUAGUAGAUCUUCAUCACAAGAGACAAUCGAAAGAUUGCACAAGCUGCUGCGUGAUCGGGCUGAGUUGGCUCAGCUCUCAAGGUUCAAAACUUAUGCACACAUGAUAUUAGAGGAUAAAAUGGCAAAAUCACCUGAAUUAGUCUAUGCCUUCUUACGAGCUCUAUCUCAUAAAAACAAAAGUUUGGUUACGGCAGAGCUAGCACAGCUUUUGAACGCCAAAAGACAGUCUACCAAUACUACUCAUGUAUCCUUUCAUCCAUGGGACAAGGAAUAUUUUAUGUGUCAAGCCAUGUCAUUAGCUCGGUCCAAGCUGAGAAAUUCUGACUUUUUGUCGUCAUACUUUUCAUUGGGUAGAGUAAUGCAAGGGCUAUCACGCCUCUUUUCUCGACUCUAUGGUAUCCGCUUUAUUCCUCAUGCAGCUCUUCCUGGAGAAACAUGGAAUGCCGACGUUCGAAGACUGGACGUAGUAUCAGAGAGCGAUGGCCAUGUUGCAGUUCUAUAUUGCGAUCUUUUUUCGAGACCGGGAAAGUCACCGAACCCAGCGCACUUUACGCUUCGGUGUUCUCGGCUCAUCCGCCAGUCUGAAAUCGAAGAAUUCUCCACUUCAACAAAUUCUAUUUUUGAUAGCGCUGCCGCCGCAGCCAAUGAUGGUAUGGCAAUAUCUGCCACUCCAGAAGGUGUGAUGCAAUUGCCAACUAUUGCGCUUAUUUGUGAUUUUGUGCCCAACACAUCUCAACGACCAUGUCUCCUAUCUUUCUCCGAACUUACCACCCUUUUUCACGAAAUGGGCCACGCUAUUCAUUCGAUUCUGGGGCGAACAAAAUUCCAAAAUGUCUCAGGAACCCGUUGUGCAACUGAUUAUGCCGAGUUGCCUUCGGUGUUAAUGGAGCACUUUGCUGCUGAUCCUCAUGUAUUAGGAUUAUUCGCUGAACAUUAUGAGACGGGAGAAAAAUUACCGUUCAGGAUUGUUGAAGAAGCGCUGAAUCUCAACAGUAUGUACGAAGGUUGUGAAGUAGAAAAUCAAAUUAUUUUAGCGCUUUUUGAUCAAGAUUGUCAUUCAGCAUUCCCGCUGGCAUCGAAUUUUGACAGCUCAAAGGUUUAUCAUAAUACUCAAGCGAUGCAUGGAGUCUUGCCUCCAGAUCCUGAAACGACAAGCUGGCAGGGAUUUUUCGGACAUCUCUUCGGUUACGGAGGCAUGUACUAUAGCUACCUCUUUGACCGAGUUUUGGCCAAAAAGAUUUGGACUGAAGUUUUUGAUAACGGAAACUCUUCAGUCUCGCGUAAGAAUGGAGAGCGAUUUAAGCAGGAGGUUCUGCAGUGGGGAGGCUCUAGGGAUCCGUGGCAAAGCUUAAGUGCCGUCCUCAAUGACGACAGAUUGAUAGGUGGCGGUGAGAAAGUCAUGAGCCUCGUUGGUGGUUGGGGUAUUCAGGGAAAGAGGUAA
Blumeria graminis f. sp. triticale is the source of this 2352-nucleotide messenger RNA. NCBI's taxonomy places the organism in Eukaryota, Fungi, Ascomycota, Leotiomycetes, Helotiales, Erysiphaceae. The record is from the annotation of a GenBank genome assembly.